CCCACACAUUAAAAAACACAAACAAACCAAACCCCUUAUCCUUUGAUUCCUUUGCAAGACUAAGACCAUACACACACACACACACACUCUUUUGUGUAUGAAAAUAUUCAAUUAAAUUUAAAAGAAACCCAAAAGCUUUAAAAAAAAAGGAGAAAAAGAAAAUGUUGGCAAAAGAAUCAGCGGGUCCGAACUUCGAUCUUCCCGAGGAUGUGUUGGAAAUACUCCCAUCGGAUCCAUUUGAACAGCUAGAUGUUGCUCGUAAAAUCACCUCCAUUGCCCUGUCGACACGUGUAUCCGCCCUCGAAUCAGAGGCGUCUAUUCUCCGCCGCAAGCUCACCGAGAAGGACGACAUCAUCGCCGACCUCCACUCCCAGAUCGAUUCCCUCGACGCUUAUCGCUCCGACAUCUCCGAUCAACUCGCUCGAGCCGAGCAAGAGAAGGAGAGCUUGUUGAAAGAGAAUGCUUCGUUGUCAAAUACUGUGAAGAAGCUCAAUCGUGAUGUUGUCAAGUUGGAAAGCUUCAGAAAGACACUCAUGCGAUCACUUCAAGACGAGGAAGAAAAAACUGCAGGAGCACCUCAGGGUGUUGCCACGCAUAUACGAAGUCUUGAGAGUUUAUCUUCUCAGUCACAGACUGGAGAAGAUGAUGCUACAUUGCCACCUUCAAGAACUUCUUCAAUACGGAGCCAGGUCUCGGAGAUAGUAAAUUCACAUGCUGAGGAUUCUGAGGCUGAUGUCUCAAGGCCUCGCAUAUCACAAGGCCUGCUGUUAGCAUCCCAGGCUAGCACACCUCGGUUCACUCCUCCCGGCUCCCCUCCUAGUCUAUCAGCAUCUGUAUCUCCAACAAGGACGUCUAAGCCAGUGUCCCCAAGGCGACAGUCCAUCUUAUUUUCAACCACAAGAGGCAUGUUUGAUGACAGGUCUUCAAUGUUUUCUUCCACACCCUCAAGCCAGCACAAUUCAAUGUCAGGCUUGGAUACAGGAUCACAAUCUGGACGAACUCGGGUUGAUGGGAAAGAAUUUUUCCGCCAAGUCAGGACCCGUUUGUCUUACGAGCAGUUUGGUGCAUUUUUAGCAAAUGUCAAGGAAUUGAAUUCCCACAAGCAAACAAAAGAGGAAACUUUGCGGAAGGCAGAUGAGAUUUUUGGCCCAGACAACAAGGACCUUUAUACUAUUUUUGAAGGGUUGAUCACUCGUAACAUCCAUUGAAGCGACUAAUAAAGCUUGAAUUGUUCGUGAUCCAAGCAUUGAUUUCCAUGCUACAGUUUCUUCUCUCAGUUUUUGCUGUAAAUUUUUGGAGGGGUGCUUCUUCGAUUUGUAUUACUUUGCUAGUGCCAUUGAAAUAGAUUUGUCAUCAAAUGGUUUGCAAGAAUCUAUUACUACUGUUAGAUCUAUUUGGAUAUGUAAUGCAGCAGCCAUAUUAAUCCUUCCACUUUGCUCAUGAACUUGAAAUCUACGACUUCCAAUGAAUGAUAAUGUACAUUCUGUUUCAAAGUCGUUAUUAAAUAAAAGUCAUUUUGUC
This is a messenger RNA of Ilex paraguariensis (yerba mate), 1521 nucleotides long. The record is from the annotation of a GenBank genome assembly. Lineage: Eukaryota; Viridiplantae; Streptophyta; Magnoliopsida; Aquifoliales; Aquifoliaceae.